This is a messenger RNA of Nerophis lumbriciformis (worm pipefish), 2391 nucleotides long. NCBI's taxonomy places the organism in Eukaryota, Metazoa, Chordata, Actinopteri, Syngnathiformes, Syngnathidae. The record is from RefSeq and is a predicted model, not a curated record.
AUGUCCAGGAGACGUCACAGCGACUCCUAUGAUGGAGGUCAAGACCACAAGAGGAGGAGAACCAGUGAACCAACUGAUACAAAAGAUAGCCUGGAGUCGCUUAUCUGCAACGUAGGAGAAAAGAGCAAGUCGUCCUUGGAAAGCAACUUGGAGGGACUCACCGGUGUCUUGGAAGCAGACCUUCCCAACUACAAGAACAAAAUCCUUCGGAUUUUAUGUGCUGUGGCUCGCCUCCUCCCCGAGAAGCUGACGGUGUACACCACGCUGGUGGGCCUACUUAACGCCAGGAACUACAACUUUGGCGGCGAGUUCGUGGAGGCUAUGAUUCGGCAGCUGAAGGAGACGCUGAAGAACAACCUCUACAACGAGGCCUGUUACUUGGUGCGGUUCCUAUCCGAUUUGGUCAACUGCCACGUGAUUGCAGCUCCUUCCAUGGUGGCCAUGUUUGAGAACUUUAUCAGCGUCACACAAGAGGAAGAUGUACCUCAGGUCCGGUCCGAUUGGUUCGUUUACGUGGUGUUGUCCUGCUUACCAUGGGUGGGGAAGGAGCUCUAUGAGAAGAAAGAUGUGGAGAUGGACCGACUCCUCAGCCAGAUUGAAGGAUACCUCAAGAGGCGAGUAAAGACUCAUCUCCCUAUGCUUCAGGUGUGGACAGCAGAGAAGCCCCACCCACAAGAGGAGUACUUGGACUGCCUUUGGGCACAGAUCCAGAAGCUUAAGAAAGACCGCUGGCAGGAGCGUCACAUUUUGCGGCCGUAUAUCGCGUUCGACAGCGUACUGUGCGAGGCCCUGCAGCACAACUUGCCACCCUUCACACCACCGGGACACAUGCCCGACGCCCAGUACCCUAUGCCCCGUGUCAUCUUCCGAAUGUUCGACUACACCGACGCACCUGAGGGUCCAGUCAUGCCCGGCAGUCAUUCUGUGGAGAGGUUUGUGAUUGAAGAGAAUCUUCACUGCAUCAUAAAGACUCACUGGCGAGAACGCAGGACUUGCGCCGCCCAGUUACUCAGCUACCCCGGGAAAAAUAAGAUCCCGCUCAACUAUCACAUUGUGGAGGUGAUUUUUGGAGAACUGUUCCAGCUGCCCUCGCCACCUCACAUCGACGUCAUGUACACGUCACUGCUGAUCGAACUGUGCAAACAGCAUCCCGGCUCGCUACCGCAAGUCUUGGCCCAAGCUACAGAGAUGCUCUACAUGCGACUGGAUACCAUGAACACCACCUGCAUUGACAGACUGAUCAACUGGUUUUCCCACCACCUGAGCAACUUCCAGUUCCGGUGGAGUUGGGACGAUUGGGCGGACUGUUUGUCGUUGGAUCUCGAGAAACCCAAACCCAAAUUCGUCAAAGAGGUUCUGGAGAAGUGUAUGAGAUUGUCCUACCACCAGAGGAUAGUGGAAAUCGUCCCGCCCACCUUUGCCACACUCAUCCCGGCCGAGCCAAUCUUCAUUUACAAAUAUGCUGACGAAAGCGCUUCGCUGUUGCCGGGUUACCCCGUCUCCAUCACCAUCGGCAACGCCAUUAAGAACAGAGCGUCCAAUGAGGAGAUCCUCACCAUCCUCAAAGACGUGCCCAACCCCAACCAGGACGACGACGAAGAUGAAGGCGACAGCUUCAACCCUCUGAAGGUCGACGUCUUCUUACAGACCCUUCUUCACCUGGCCGCCAAGUCCUUUAGCCACUCGUUCAGCGCUCUCGGCAAGUUUCACGAAAUCCUGAAGAACCUGACUGAAAGUGACGAGGGUAAGCUUCACAUCUUGAAAGUGGUCUAUCAGGUGUGGAAAAACCACCCGCAGAUGAUCGCCGUGUUGGUCGACAAGAUGAUCCGCACGCAGAUCGUGGACUGCGCCGCCGUGGCCAACUGGCUCUUCUCUCAGGACAUGGCUCACGAGUUCACCAGGCUUUACAUCUGGGAGAUUCUGCACUCGACCAUCAGGAAGAUGAACAAACACGUCCAGAAGAUCCAGAAGGAGCUGGAGGAGGCGAAGGACAAGCUGGAUAAGCAACAAAAUAAGAAGCCGAGGGACAGCGGCGACGAAGAGGACAUGGAGAAGAACAGCGAGGACGAGGAGGGUCAGCUGGAGGAGCAGAUCGAGAGGCUGCAGGAAAAGGUUGAGUCGGCCCAGAGUGAGCAGAAGAACCUCUUCCUUGUCAUCUUCCAGCGUUUCAUCAUGCUGUUGACGGAGCAUCUCGUCCGCUGCGAGACGGGCAGCGUCGACAUCAGCACGCCGUGGUACAAGAACUGCGUGGAGAGGCUGCAAGAGAUCUUUCUCAUGCACCACACGACCAUCCAGCAGUACAUGGGCACGCUGGAGAACCUGCUCUUCACGGCCGAGCUGGACCACCACAUCUUGGCCGUCUAUCAGCAGUUUUGCGCCCUUCAGUUCUGA